This is a messenger RNA of Benincasa hispida (wax gourd), 1732 nucleotides long. RefSeq names its product Glycosyl hydrolase superfamily protein. The record is from RefSeq and is a predicted model, not a curated record. Gene Ontology annotation, molecular function: hydrolase activity, hydrolyzing O-glycosyl compounds. Gene Ontology annotation, biological process: carbohydrate metabolic process. NCBI's taxonomy places the organism in Eukaryota, Viridiplantae, Streptophyta, Magnoliopsida, Cucurbitales, Cucurbitaceae.
AGGGAGAGAGAUAAAAGUGUGAGGAAAGGGAAGAAUCUAUUCUAUACCCCCCAUAAAACAACUGUCUUUUUCAUCAUGGAAAUAAGAAUAAAGAAUCCUCUUCCUUCAGAUCAAAAUUUGAAUCAUCUUUGGACAAAGGCUAAGAAUCAAUCUAUUUUUGUAAAGCCAUGGCCUCAGGAAGAAAAGCAUUGCAUCAUUCAAAUGAUUUCCUGCUCCUAUUUUUGGCCUACAAAGUAUUACAAUAUCACAUAAGCCAACAACCCCACCCUCUUUUUCUACAAAAGGAACUCUCUUUUUCUUCUCCUUUUGCCCCUCCUCACAAAUGACCACUUAUUCCCUUUUCUUCUGCUUCUUUUUUCCCUUCUGUGCUAUCUUCCUAAAUGCAGUGGAUGCAACUUGGACAUAUGGAGUGAAUUAUGGAAGAAUAGCAGAUAAUUUACCACCACCUGAAAGUGUGGUAACACUUUUGAAAGCUGCAAAGAUAAAGAACAUCAGAAUUUAUGAUGCUGAUCAUGGAGUCCUCACCGCCUUCAAAGGUUCCGGUAUCGAGAUUGUAGUCGGGCUCGGCAAUGAAUUUCUCAAAGACAUAAGCGUCGGGGAGGAUCGCGCUAUGAACUGGAUUAAAGAGAAUGUCCAACCAUUUCUCCCCGACACUCAUAUACGAGGGAUUGCGGUUGGGAACGAGGUUUUGGGGAAUCCUGAUGUUGGGCUGUGGGAGGUCCUUUUGCCUGCAGCUAAAAAUGUUUACAAUGCUCUUUAUAGGCUUCAAUUGACAAACAUUGUGCAAGUUUCAAGUCCACAUUCAGAAGCUGUUUUUGCAAACUCAUUUCCACCUUCAUCCUGCAUUUUCAGGGAAGAUAUUGUGCCAUUUAUGAAGCCUCUUUUGCAAUUCUUCUCCCUAAUUGGCUCCCCUUUCUUCAUUAAUGCAUAUCCCUUCUUGGCUUACAAGAAUGACCCUGAACAUAUUGACAUCAACUAUGCACUCUUCAAGAAGAACAAAGGGAUCUUCGAUGCGAAAACCAAUCUGCAUUACGAUAACAUGUUCGAGGCUCAAGUUGAUGCGGCUUACGCUGCACUCGAAAAGGCUGGCUACCCAAAGAUGCCGGUCAUUGUCUCAGAGACUGGUUGGGCUUCUCAUGGGGAUGAGAACGAAGCUGGUGCUACCUUGAAAAAUGCAAGGACGUACAAUCGAAAUCUACGAAAGAAGCUGAUGAAGAAGAAGGGAACUCCUUUCCGGCCAAAAACCGUGGUGAGGGCUUACGUUUUUGCUCUGUUUAACGAGAACUCGAAGCCGGGACCAACAUCCGAGAGGAACUUUGGGCUGUUCAAGCCGGAUGGCAGUAUUUCAUACGAUAUUGGCUUCACAGGACUCAAACCUUCCUCUGCAGGACCCUCAUCCCUUCUCUCUUUUAAGAAACUUGGAAUUGGAGGCUGGUUUGGCUGCUCAUAUUCAAUGGUUCUCACAGCCUCCGCUGCUAUUCUGAUGCUGAUUCUUGCAUCAUAGAAAAGAGCUUCAAUGACAUCAAAAACCAGCUCAAGAUCAAGCAGUCUGCAAAAACUUACCAUUACAAUUCUUCUUCAAUUCUUUGAGUAAACAGUGAUUAUUUUAAUUUUUAAAAAGGCCAACUGAUUGAUUUUUCUUUUUCUUUUUCAUUUUUUUUUCUUCAACACAACAUUUCAGCAAUGUAACAAAUUCCACUCUCUAAUACUAUAUCUGGUGUUCCAGUUAAGC